This is a messenger RNA of Clunio marinus, 2027 nucleotides long. The record is from the annotation of a GenBank genome assembly. Lineage: Eukaryota; Metazoa; Arthropoda; Insecta; Diptera; Chironomidae.
AAGAACAAAUGUUUUAUCAAGUUAUUGUGCAUUUUUCUCUUGUUUUAUUUCCUAUUUAUACAAAACUUCGCCAUUUUAAAAGCAUCUACAUUUUGUCAUUACACUGUUGGCAAGACGCACUUCAGAAUUUUGUGAAAAUCAUCUUCAACAAACGCGCAACUUUUUGAGAAAUUUUCUCAGUUUUGUGUGAACCUUUGAAAGAAUCGGAUCGAUUUUAAAAAGUUGCAAUUGAAUUAUAUUUUUAAAAAACCCUUUACGACUUUUCGUCAUGAUGAGUAGCGCAACGAAUGGAAGUUCAGAAGUUCGUGUUUGGUGUGAUGGAUGUUACGACAUGGUUCACUUUGGACAUGCAAAUGCCCUCAGACAAGCCAAAGCGCUUGGUGACAAACUAAUUGUUGGUAUUCAUAAUGAUGCUGAGAUAACAAGACACAAAGGACCACCUGUAUUUACUCAAGAAGAACGAUACAAAAUGGUUAAAGGCAUUAAGUGGGUUGAUGAGGUGGUUGAAGAUGCUCCCUACGUUACAACACUAGAAACUCUGGACAAAUAUAAUUGUGAUUUUUGUGUACACGGAGAUGAUAUUACAAUGAGUGCUGACGGAGUGGAUUGUUAUCAUUUGGUCAAGGCUGCAGAUCGUUACAAAGAAGUUCAACGGACACAAGGAGUAUCAACGACUGACUUGGUGGGGCGCAUGCUACUGAUGACAAAGAACCAUUUCCAGAAAGGUGACUCUGAAUAUACUGUCGCUAAGGAUGAAGCUAUGCAAAACUUAAUGAAAAAAUGCAAAAUUAAUUCUGAAGGUCUGUCCAACAUUGGAAUGGAUCAUAAAGCGAAGGGAUCACCAUGGACUGGUUCAUGUCAAUUCCUACCGACGACACAAAAAAUCAGACAAUUCAGUGACGGAAGAGGUCCAUCUCCAGGUGAUAAAAUUGUUUACGUUGCGGGAGCAUUUGAUCUAUUUCACAUUGGCCACAUGGAAUUUCUUGAGAAAGCAAAAAGUUUUGGUGACUUUGUUAUUGUUGGACUUCAUACAGAUCUGGUUGUCAACAAAUAUAAGGGCGGAAAUUAUCCAAUUAUGAAUAUCCACGAGCGCGUUUUGAGUGUUCUUGCAUGUAAAUAUGUAAAUGAAGUCGUUAUCGGAGCGCCUUAUGAAGUAAGCAAAGAACUAAUGGAUCAUUGCAAAGUUGACGUUGUUGUUCAUGGGCAAACAUACAUACCAUCAGAACAUGGCGAUCCGUAUGCACUCCCGAAAACAAUGGGAAAAUUUAUUUUGAUUGAUUCAGGAAGUACUGUUACUACGGAGAAAAUCGUUGAGCGAAUUAUUAAGAAUCGGUUAGAAUAUGAGCAGCGAAAUAUCAAAAAAGAAAAGAAGGAGAUUGCUGUUAUUGAAGCUCUUCAAAAAUCGCAAAAAGUUGCUGAAAAAUCUGGUUAAGCUCCUUCGAAUUAUUCCUUUAAUUCCAUUUUAUCAAAUGGCUGAUCACUAUUUUUUUAUUAAUUUCACUUAUUUUUUUGAUCGUCACAAUAUUUAAAGCUUGAUUGCUUAAAUUUAUUCCUUAUUUUAUUUGUCAAAUGAUUAACUGUUUGUUAUAUCUGUUUUUUCAUGUUGAAGUAUUUACUAUAACUUUUGUUUUUAUUUCUUAAUUUUGUACCAUAUUUUUGUCAAUAAUAAUACCUAAUAUUUAAUAUCUCGAAAGCAACAGAAAAAGGAAACGCUUAAAUAUAGUUUUUUUCCAAGCUGGGUUGAGUGUAACGAUUUAGCUUCAUAAUUGGAAAUGAUUGCCUUAAAAUGUCAAUGUUUAAGGUCAACUUUCUUCAAACAGAUUUUUUGAUUUAGACUCUAAAUUGACCUUUAAUUAACUCCCCAAGCUAAUUAUUAUGGGUGUUUAUUGUCAUGUAAUUAAGUCAUUGGAAUAAAUAUAAAUCUCAAAAAACUUUCAUAAAUUUGUUAUUAUUGAACUAUUCUUUUUCUUUAGCUAUUAAGAAAAAUUGUAAAAAAUCAUUUCGAUUAGAUUCAAAAACUUAAAAAA